Molecule: messenger RNA, 1520 nt
Organism: Synchiropus splendidus (mandarinfish)
Lineage: Eukaryota; Metazoa; Chordata; Actinopteri; Syngnathiformes; Callionymidae
Gene: plekha3
Product: pleckstrin homology domain containing, family A (phosphoinositide binding specific) member 3
Exons: 9
Coding region: 356-1135 (259 amino acids)
Biological process (GO): receptor recycling; retrograde transport, endosome to Golgi; endosome organization
Cellular component (GO): recycling endosome; early endosome; trans-Golgi network
Source: RefSeq, a predicted model, not a curated record
AUCAAAACUACAACCUUCAUUCUUCAGAAUUUGACGUAACUUUUGCAGCCCACAGUUUCAUAUCAUUCCUGAGCGACACAAACACAACCCAGUGACAACACGAUGACCGGCGUUACUCCUGCGGUGACUCGAGCUGACCGAGCGGACGACACACCUGGCGAGUCCCCCGGCUUCCCUAAACAACCUCACAUGACUCGGCCCCGCUGACGGUGACUCUCAGUCCGCACACCAAGCCCGUCGCGCGACAUGCUCCAGCUGUUUGGAUGGACGCUCCAUUCCAGCUGAGCUGAGCUAAGCUAGCUAGCUCCCAGCUAUCCCGCGCCAGAAGAGAGAGCCGGAAACAGCGCGGCCGAACAUGGAAGGCACUCUGCACAAGUGGACCAACUACAUGACUGGCUGGCAGCCGCGCUGGUUUGUCUUGGAGAACGGUGUCAUCUCUUACUACGACAGUGAGGAUGAUGUUGGCAAAGGAAGCAAAGGCUCCAUUAAGAUGUCCGUGUGUGACAUCAAGGUUCAUCCGACGGACCCCACGCGGCUGGAGCUGAUCAUUCCAGGCGAGCAGCACUUCUAUGUGCGAGCAGUGAAUGCAGCGGAGAGGCAGAGAUGGCUGGUGGCGCUGGGGUCCUCCAAAGCUGGAACACUAGACACCCACAAACACAAAGGUCCAGAGUGUCUGAAGACCAAAAUGUCAGAACUCCGUCUCUACUGUGACCUCCUGGUGCAGCAGGUGGAAACCAUCCAAUCCCAGAGCAGCACGGACAUGGCGACCUCGCCGACCUCCGAGGUGUUUCUCCUCAGUGCCACCUGUGCCACCUUCCUCAGGACUCUGGAGGAAUGCAUGACGCUGGCUAACCAGAGCUUGACAGCUGACCUGCGACCCCCCGAGAGAAUGAAACGCUCCAUCAGUCACCCAGGGACCUACAGCUUCGACCGGUCCGGCCAGCUGAAGGAGUACCUGACUGGAGGUCAGAGGUCGACCCAGCGACGGAGCCGAACCUGCUCGGACAGCUCCGUUUACGACUCGGAACGUCUGUUGGCCGGCCCCCACAGCGACUCCUGCUCCAUCCCUGAAGAGUGGGGCAGCGCGAGCCCAAAGACUCCGCCCACGGACACAGACACCGACUUGUCCAUCUGAACCAGAAGCAGCGUCUGAACCAGUCCUGAGAGCUGGGACCAAGUCCAGACACCUGCCAAACACAAGCACCUUGUUCCUCCAGAAGUAGUGAUUUAAAUGGUGUGUGUGUGUGUGUGUGUGUGUGUGUGUGUGUGUGUGUGUGUGUGUGUGUGUGUGUGUGUGUGUGUGUGUGUGUGUGUGUGUGUGUGUGUGUGUGUGUGUGUGUGUGUGUGUGUGUGUGUGUGUGUGUGUGUGUGUGUGUGUGUGUGUGUUUGCUUGCAGCUCAGUGCAGAGUGAAGGUGUGGGGCUGCAGAGUGCAGCUUCAAGUGUGAAGGAGAACUCUGUGGAGUGAGAUGAUUGUAUCGGGCAGCUUCCUGUCAACAUGAGCCGAGUGUGUGGACUCUUG